Branchiostoma floridae (Florida lancelet) is the source of this 1717-nucleotide messenger RNA. RefSeq lists its product as uncharacterized. Bases 523 to 1551 code for a protein of 342 amino acids. The record is from RefSeq and is a predicted model, not a curated record. The transcript is spliced from 3 exons. Lineage: Eukaryota; Metazoa; Chordata; Leptocardii; Amphioxiformes; Branchiostomatidae. Gene Ontology annotation, molecular function: protein binding.
UGCAAGGGUUCUUGUUGCAAUGUAGCAUGUAAGCCAUACGAAGGCCCGCUGGAGCAAGCCUCAUUCACAGACUUCGAGCGGCGCUAGUUUCAAAGUUGGCUAAGGUUCUCGAAUGCCGGGAAGCGGAGAUUGCCGAGGAAGAGAGUUUGCAUAUAUAGAUUUAGAAAAGAACUUUGUCGUAGGAGUUUCUCCCCGCCGAUGGCGCCAUAACCAGCAUGAAAUGGGAUCAGGUCAACGUCGCCAGGCUAUAUGAGCAUUUCCAAUGAACUCAACGGGACAUAAAUUUGGCUAAAGAAAAUAUGUAUCUACGCGUCGUCAAAUCAACUUAUAUCACGUUCCAAAACUGAGUUAAUGAAGAAACAAUAACACGUCAAUGAUGUUCCAGAACAAGUCUUCGAUUUGCUCUCGUAGCAACGCGGCACAAACAAAUCAUCUGCGAACAGGAUUGCAUCCUUCGUGUGAUUGUCCACUGUAUCUCCGUGAUUUGUUGCCAAAUAUACGCGAUUUUCUCGGUCUGAUAAAAUGGCACAGUCGACUUCAAGUACUUGCCCGUCCGAGAAAGCCUUAAGAAAGGAGCGCUUGGCCAGGUCCACUCACGUGAGUCAACUCGUGAGUAGUUUCGAGGCUCUGACCAGCCAACCUUGUAUGACUCCCGUUCAGUCACUGCCUGAUGCCGAUGAAGUCCUCAGCAGAAGUUCAAUUCAAGAACUGAAGGACAAGCUCCUGGGGAAGACGAGGUCCACUCCUUCCGAGACCAUUGUGGUUUCAGUCCGACCACAGAAGCCGACGCGUACCAAGAGUCUGAAUGACGCAGCUACAGAGUCGGAGAGUACAAAGAAGCCACAGAAACCUCCGCGCACCAACUCUCUGGCUGACAGAGACGGCCGCAUCGCUGUUGAGGUGAGGCAGGAAGAGUUGCUCCGCACCCUUGUUCUGGGUGACACGACUGCCCACGCGACGGUUACCGUGAAGUCAGGCCGUACCCCUGCUCUGCCUGACGCGGCUGUCUUGGUUCCCGCGAAGCUAGUGGAACCAGCCCCGUCCCAGCCUCUGGCCGACGCAGCCGCAAGUCCCACAGAAAGCACUCCCGUCCUCCAGCCACCACCUAAGCCCGCCAGGUGCAAGGACUUCGUGCUCUACAGAAACAACGUUGGUCACUUCGGGUUUUCCCUUCUCACCACGUUGACUCCCGACUUGGAACCAGUUCACGUGGUUUUUCAAGCUGCCGACAGCAUCGCAACCCUGCCAGUUGGCAGGCUGGUCUCAGUCAACUACCUGCCCGUGCAAGGGAAGACGGCUUCCGAGCUGUACGAGAUGUUCAACAGAUCUCCAGAGUCCGUUCGGCUGAGAAUCCAGCAGCUGUACUUUCCGCUAUCGGUCGUACAGGGCAUGGUGGAAGACCAAACCUCACCCGUCACGUACAAAGAGCACGUGGAGUACCGCAGGCAGCAACGUCUUCAUCCUGCCAAGGAGUGGAUGAAACGGAAGGUUCGAGGACUCGUCUCUGCAGUUUCCCGGUGUCGUGUUGCGAUCAAAUCGUGCUGGCGAUGAUUCUAUAGCAGCACAGACAUUUUAUAUUUAUGAAAUUGUGUAUAUAGACAGAUUUUUAUAAUGUAUGAAUUCUAUGAUGUUUAUUUGAACAACGGUGUGAACAUUUUCGAUAGAGAUGUAAGUAAAAAAAAAAAUCUCAUCCAACUGCCACGCGUGAUGUUCCUGU